ACCAAAUGUGCGUUGAGCUGCGUAUUAUCAACUACAGUAACGGCGCAUAAUAAAAUAUAAUUAUAAUAUCAACUUAGUUAUUACAUUUUGUUUUUUAUGUUGUCGUUGUGGCAUGCUUUAAAUUUAAAUAAAGUAUAUGUUUUUAAGAUAAGUUUGUAGUAAAUACCAAAAUUUCUAAGAAGUUAUGAAGGUUGAUGAUUCCAAUUCUCCUGCCAUACAGCCUAUUGAUCAGAGUUCUAUUCAUCACAUUUGUUCCGGCCAAGUAGUUCUUGACCUAGCUACUGCAGUCAAAGAACUAGUUGAAAAUAGUCUUGACGCUAAUGGAAAGAUUAUAGAAAUUAGACUUAAAGAAUAUGGAAAAGAAUACAUAGAGGUUUCUGAUAACGGUGAUGGUAUAGAAGAAAACGACUUUGAAUCUUUAUGUUUAAAACAUUAUACAUCUAAGCUUAAAGAAUUUUCAGAUUUAACAUUUGUUAGUACGUUUGGAUUUCGGGGAGAAGCUCUAAGUUCUUUAUCUGCAUUAGCUGAUGUGGUUGUAUCGACUCAUUCAAAAACUUCAAAUGUUGGAUAUAAACUUGAAUUUGAUCACAGUGGCAAGCUUGUUAAAAAUACAUCUAUAGCUCGUGCCACUGGAACAACUGUCACUGUUACUAAUCUUUUUUACACUCUACCUGUGAGAUAUAAAGAGUUUCAUUUCAAUAUAAAAAAAGAAUUUUCCAAAUUAAUUCAAGUUUUAUAUGCUUACAGCUUAAUAAAUAAUGGAGUUCGUUUUUCGUGUAUAAAUCAAGUGGGUAAUAAAAAAAAAGUGCUUCUUUCAACUGAUGGAAAUAAAAAUGUACCAAGUAUUAUUAGUGGUAUUUUUGGAGAAACACAGACUAAGCAACUACUUAAAAUUGAGCAAAUUAGCAAGUUUGAUAACUCAGUUUUAGAAGAAUACAAUCUCCCUACAUCUUUUGUGAUCCAAUUUGAUGGUCAUUUUACACUUAAUGGUUUUAUAUCAGCAACAGAUCAUGGAUCAGGCAGGAACUUGCCUGAUAGGCAGUUUAUUUUUAUAAAUAAUCGACCUUGUGACUUUACAAAAUUACUUCGUGUUAUAAAUGAAGUUUAUCAUACAUAUAAUAGACAUCAGUAUCCUUUUAUAUAUCUAAAUGUUUUAGCAAGAAAAGAUUGUGUAGAUGUCAAUAUUACUCCAAAUAAAAGACAGAUAAUGGUACAAGAAGAAAAGGUCUUGCUUGCAUUUGUAAAAUCAACUUUAAAAUGUAUGUUCGAAAAUUCAGUAAACCAUUAUAAAGAUAAUGCUACCUUUAAAUCAAGGAGUGAAAUGUCUGUUUUUAAAUUAAGAGAUCUUCAAAAUGAGUUUCAUAAUGUGAAAAAUGAUAAACAGUCAGUUUUUAGUCCGCUUGAACAAUUUCGAUGUAAAUAUGAUAGCAGUUCAACAUUAGAAGUUGAACAGACUUGUCGUACAGUUCAGACUCGUCAUACUACUAUUACUAAUUUAUUUAAGAAAGUAUCAAGCAUCAAAAGAUGUCAAUCUAAUGAUCAAAUUUUUGACAGUGAAAGUAAGAAAUGUAAACUGAGUGAAAAUCCGGUUCUUGAUGUUUCACAUUUGGAAUCUGUUGAAGAGAUAAACAGUCAAAAUUUGAAAAAUGUUGACGAAAAAUAUUUAGUAAAAAAUACAGCUUUGUUAUCACCAUGUUUAAGUGAUAAUAUCAAGCAUAAAUGUCUCUCCGAUGAAAAGUUUAUCCUGCAACCAAUCAUUUAUGAAAAUGAAAUAAUCAGCAAUGAAGUUAUAAAAAAUGAAAAAUGUCAUGAUUUAAUAUUAGUUACAGAUACCUUAAACACCUUAGCUAAUAAAAGUGUUAAUGCAGAUGAUAUUUUAGACAUUUCUGUGGUUGAAAAUAAUUAUAAAAAAAAAGUUGAUCAAGACAAAAUAGUUGCAACAUUUGAUUUUUCAAUGUUAAAAGAAUAUUAUCAAAGGCAUACAGUUUGUGAACAAAAUACUUCAACUUUAUUUCAUGCAAAAAUUAAUCCUUCACAUAAUUCAGCUGCUGAAGAAGAACUUACAAAACAUGUUUCAAAAGAUAUGUUUGCAAAAAUGGAAAUAGUUGGACAAUUUAAUUUAGGAUUCAUUAUCACAAAGUAUGAAGAAAAUUUAUUUAUUAUCGACCAACAUGCUACAGAUGAAAAAUAUAAUUUUGAAACCUUGCAAAAAAAACACGUUUUGAAAGGACAGCGCUUGAUUGAACCAAUUUCAAUGGAGUUGACAUUAGUAAAUGAAUCUAUACUUAUUGAUAACAUAAAUAUUUUUAAAAAGAAUGGGUUUGAGUUUAAAAUUGAUUAUGAACAGACCGGAAAUAGCAAAAUUAAAUUGCUUACUGUUCCAACAAGUCUGAAUAGCAGUUUUAGUGUAUCUGAUGUUGAGGAGUUGAUAUUUAUGUUAAAUGAUUCACCAGGUGUAAUGUGUCGUCCGUCUAGAGUCAGACAGAUGUUUGCUAGUAAAGCAUGCAGAUCCUCAGUUAUGGUAGGAACUGCCUUAGAUCAUUUUAUGAUGAAACGACUUGUUCAACACAUGGGAGAAAUAGAGCAUCCUUGGAAUUGUCCACAUGGAAGACCCACAAUGAGGCAUCUUAUUUGCUUGCAGAGAAUUAAUUACGAUUGAGCUUUACAAUUUUAAUUUUUAUGAUAUAUUUUUUUAAUAGAGAGAAGGUAGGGGAAGGGGUUUAAAGAUUUUUUUAAAAAAAGAAUAAAACCUAAAAUAGUGAUAAUGAUCAGCAGUUAAUGGUAAACCUGAGCUGAGUUGUGCAACAUGCACCCCUAGCUUGCAGAAGGUUUAAGUUUAUUAGUUUUUUACACCAGACUUUGUAAAGGUCAUUUAGAAAAAAUAUAUUUUAGAUUAUAUAAAAA
This is a messenger RNA of Hydra vulgaris (swiftwater hydra), 2904 nucleotides long. Its product is annotated as mismatch repair endonuclease PMS2. NCBI's taxonomy places the organism in Eukaryota, Metazoa, Cnidaria, Hydrozoa, Anthoathecata, Hydridae. The record is from RefSeq and is a predicted model, not a curated record. Gene Ontology annotation, molecular function: ATP-dependent DNA damage sensor activity; mismatched DNA binding; ATP binding. Gene Ontology annotation, biological process: mismatch repair. Gene Ontology annotation, cellular component: MutLalpha complex.